UAAUUAUUCAAACAUGAUCUUAUUUUUUUUUUUUAAUUUAACCAUACUUCAGGGGUGACAGUAAUUUGCUCUCUUGUAAUAUAAGCACAUAACCCUGUGUACUUUCAAUAACCUAACGCACAUGAUUAUUUAACAAGUGGUUAGGGGUGAUGUAAUUAUAUUAAAAGUAUAAGGGGUCCUGUGCGCAAAGAUAAAACUGCAAGGGGUCAUAUACAUAAUUAUAUUGAAAGUAGAAGGGGUUUAUAUGCACAAAUCUCAAACAAGAGGGAGUUAAUUUAGGAGAAGUAACUUUAUACUACUAUUACUGUAGUUUUAGUGUGGCCACCGCCCGCCCCAUCUCCAAUAGCGUGAAGCAUAAACCUGAUUGCUCUUAAAUCUUAAAUCUUAAAUCUCAAAUCUCAAAUACUAAUAAACAAAUAAAUAAAUAAAAAGUGCCGCCGUUUUCACGAGCGGAUUCACCAUCAAAGCUCCGGCGGAUCACAACCGUCGAUUCGCCUGCGCCCGUGAGCUUCUCCGAUUUCAUCGGAACUCACGAACCUGUAAGUAAUGUCGGGCUCGGGCUCGGGCUACAAGGAGUACGUCGCCGGUAUGUUGGCUGGAGUUGCCACUGUCGUUGUUGGUCAUCCCUUCGACACUGUCAAGGUGAAGCUUCAAAAACACAAUACAGAAGCUAGUGGGAUGAAGUACAAGAGUGGUUUGCACUGUACUGCAAGGAUUUUGAAGACAGAAGGAGUGAAAGGGCUUUAUCGUGGUGCAACAUCUUCUUUUGUGGGAAUGGCCUUUGAAAGCUCGCUUGCAUUUGGAAUUUAUUCUCAGACAAAACAAUUGCUGCAGGGAGGGAUACAAACUGACAAGCCACAGCUUCUUACAAUAUUUCCUUCAGCAGCUUUCGCUGGAGCUGUUAUUAGCUUUGUAUUAUGCCCAUCAGAGCUAGUAAAGUGUAGAAUGCAAGUUCAAGGCACUGACUCUAUCGUUCAGAGCUCCAGCAGAUACAACGGUCCUAUUGAUUGUGCCCUUAAAACUAUAAAAAGUGAAGGGCUUACAGGCAUUUUUCGAGGUGGCGGCGCUACCUUGUUGAGGGAAUCUAUUGGAAACGCAGUAUUCUUUAGCACUUAUGAGCAUGUGCGCUAUUACAUGCGUCGGUCACUGAGAGAUGCUUCCUCUGAUGUAUCCCAUUUUGCUGAUGUGGGAAUUGGAAUUUUUAGUGGUGGCCUUGGUGGAAUCGCUUGUUGGUCAGCCAUCCUGCCGUUAGAUGUGGCAAAGACCAUAAUUCAAACUGCGCCGGACAAAAACCACACAAGAAAUCCUUUUCAGAUUCUAGAAAAGAUUUACAAGAUAUCUGGAAUUAGAGGGUGCUAUACAGGUCUUGGUCCUACAAUAGUCAGAGCAUUUCCUGCUAAUGCUGCUGCUAUUGUCACGUGGGAAUUGGCUAUGAAAAUGUUGGGAAUCAAGCGUGAAUAAGCAUGAAGGCAUAGUGAUUGGUGGCUGUUAGCAUGUGUUGUAAUUCUUUCUAGAUGUUAUGCUCUUAAUGUGGUACAAUAGUGAAAGGAUCUGAUGAUUAGGGUUGUUGCUGCGAAUAAAGUAUGCAAAACGCUACUUCGUUAGAAUCCACAUGUAUAAAAUGUGGAUUGCAUGUUUGUAGAAUUUUGAUCAUCAAAUUAGUAGGGGAGAUUUUCCCCUCGUAUUUUACCUAAAGUAGGGAGAGGUAAUUAAACAAUAGUGCUAUAUUUAAGGGAAUUGAAAAGGUUAUUAAGCGUUUAUGCAGGUUCUUUUGCUCAA
Molecule: messenger RNA, 1779 nt
Organism: Erythranthe guttata (spotted monkey flower)
Lineage: Eukaryota; Viridiplantae; Streptophyta; Magnoliopsida; Lamiales; Phrymaceae
Gene: MBAC1
Product: Mitochondrial substrate carrier family protein
Biological process (GO): mitochondrial L-ornithine transmembrane transport
Molecular function (GO): L-ornithine transmembrane transporter activity
Source: RefSeq, a predicted model, not a curated record